Molecule: messenger RNA, 2007 nt
Organism: Calliphora vicina (urban bluebottle blowfly)
Lineage: Eukaryota; Metazoa; Arthropoda; Insecta; Diptera; Calliphoridae
Product: WD repeat-containing protein 46
Exons: 2
Coding region: 111-1907 (598 amino acids)
Biological process (GO): maturation of SSU-rRNA from tricistronic rRNA transcript (SSU-rRNA, 5.8S rRNA, LSU-rRNA)
Cellular component (GO): 90S preribosome; nucleolus; small-subunit processome
Molecular function (GO): protein binding
Source: RefSeq, a predicted model, not a curated record
UUAAAACGCUACUUGUACACACAUGUAAAUAUUCGAAACGAGCACGUUGUGUUUUUAUAAAUAUUGUGAGAAGUUUUAUACAUUUAAUACUUAUUAAUAUAUUAACAAAAAUGUCUGAAGAAAAUAAAGAAGAAAAAACAAAGGCAAAAAAUAAACGGUAUUUUGUUGAUCCAGUAUCAGAAGAAGAUGUUGAAAAAAUCAAGCAUAAACCUAAAAACCAGCAAGAGUUCCAAGGCGAGUUUAUCAAAGUAGAUGAAAAAACACAGGUACCACUUCCAGCUCAUCUGAAACGCAGAAGCAAAUACAACAAGGAUGCCCACCAACUUGAAGACAAGAAACCAAAAAUAUCAAAAGAAUUAUUAAGCAAAUAUGAGCGUGGUGAACAAGUCGAAGAGGGGGGCGUCAAGACGAAAUUCUUCAAAGAAAAACAAAAACGCAAAGAAGUUUAUUUGGAAUAUGCCACAGAACAAGCAGCCAGAACUGAGCUACUAUUAACUGAACAACAGGGCUUUAUAGAAGCAGAUGAAGGCGAAGUGACUGCAGAUUACAGGCAAGAGGAAAUUGCCGCAAAUGUCGACAUACAAUCGGCUGCGAAAUUAUUCAAAUUGAAUUUAGAUUUUGGCCCUUACAAUAUGCGGUAUUCUAAAAAUGGUAGACACUUGUUAUUGGGUGGUCGCAAAGGUCAUAUAGCAGCAUUUGAUUGGAUCACUAAAAAGUUGCACUGUGAGAUGAAUGUUAUGGAGGAGGUGGCUGAAGUUAGUUUUCUUCAUGUUCAUACAAUGUUCGCUUGUGCCCAAAAGGAUCAUGUUUAUAUAUAUGAUAAUCAAGGCACUGAAUUGCAUUGCGUCAAAAGAUUGUUUCGUGUUAAUCGCAUGGAAUUCUUACCGUAUCAUUUCCUACUGGCCACAGGCAAUAAAGAUGGCUAUGUCUCCUGGUUGGACGUAUCAAUAGGAGAACUAGUGGGGAACUACAACACAAAAUUGGGAGAUAUACGUAUAAUGCGGCAAAAUCCAGGAAAUGGUGUACUUUGCAUUGGCGGUGGUAAGGGUGUUGUAUCAAUGUGGUCUCCCAAAGUUCGAGAACCUCUGGCUAAAUUAUUGUGUCAUUCAACACCAAUGUCUGCACUGACUGUUGAUCAUAAGGGUCAACAUUUAGUGACGGCUGGUUUAGAUCGUAAAGUAAAAGUGUGGGAUGUAAGGGCUUUAAGUGGACCGUUAGCAGAAUAUCAUUUACGAUUACCAGCUAAUCAUGUAGAUGUUUCACAAAAAGGAGCUUUAGCAAUUUGCCAAGGCAACUAUACUGAAAUAUACAAUAAUUUGUUUAUGGGCGAAAAAACAAGUCGGCCUUAUCUGCGAAAGAAUUGUGGUUCUUUUGUACAUGGCAUGCGCUUUUGUCCAUAUGAAGAUAUUUUGGGUGUUUCCACAGCCAAAGGUUUCCAAUCCUUGUUGGUGCCUGGAUCUGGUGAGCCUAAUUAUGAUGCUCUAGAAGAUAAUCCAUUGCAGACUCGAUCACAACGUCGUGAACACGAAGUGCACGCUCUGCUAGAGAAAAUACCAGCAGAACUUAUAACAUUAGAUCCAAAUGAGAUUGCUACCGUUGAUGCUCCAACACUGCAGGAGAAAAUCGAUGCUAAACGUUCUGUAUUCUUUGUUAAACCACCACAAAUUGAGUUCAAUUCUAGACACAAAAUGAAGGGCAAAGGCGGAAGUGCGAAGGCAUCCCGUAAUAAACAAAUUGUGAAGGAUCAAAAGAGAAAGGAAUUCAUACAAAAUGUACGUGAAACAAAGCAAAAUAUCAUAAAAUCUCAUUCAACUGAAGAUGGUGAUGACUUUAUACCUUUGGAAAAUGAAGCAAAACCCAGUGUAUUGGAUCGUUUUAAGCCAAAAGCUCUUAAAAAGAAAACAUAGGUUUAUAAUCCAUGUUGUCAUUUUAGUUAUACAGUAUGUAAUAGUAAUUUUUAUUAUUAAAAAAAAAUAUACCUACAAUAAAGAAAAUUGUAAAACUGUU